This is a messenger RNA of Micropterus dolomieu (smallmouth bass), 872 nucleotides long. Its product is annotated as histone H2A. Gene Ontology annotation, cellular component: nucleosome. Gene Ontology annotation, molecular function: protein heterodimerization activity; structural constituent of chromatin; DNA binding. Bases 83 to 469 code for a protein of 128 amino acids. The transcript has a single exon. NCBI's taxonomy places the organism in Eukaryota, Metazoa, Chordata, Actinopteri, Centrarchiformes, Centrarchidae. The record is from RefSeq and is a predicted model, not a curated record.
CCACAUUACGUAAAGGUUGAAGCUCAUCUGAGGGCCUUAUCGCAGUGUUUGUUUUUGAUCAAGAGCUUUAUUUUUAAAGAUCAUGUCUGGAAGAGGGAAAACCGGAGGCAAAGCCCGAGCAAAAGCCAAGUCCCGCUCUUCCCGGGCCGGACUCCAGUUCCCGGUGGGUCGAGUCCACAGGCUACUGCGCAAGGGCAACUAUGCGGAGCGCGUCGGCGCCGGGGCUCCGGUGUAUCUGGCGGCCGUGCUGGAGUAUCUGACGGCUGAGAUCCUGGAGCUGGCAGGCAACGCGGCCAGGGACAACAAGAAGACCAGGAUCAUCCCCCGGCACCUCCAGCUGGCUGUACGUAACGACGAGGAGCUCAACAAGCUGCUGGGAGGUGUGACCAUCGCUCAGGGAGGAGUGCUGCCCAACAUCCAGGCGGUCCUGCUCCCCAAGAAGACGGAGAAACCGGCCAAGAGCAAGUAAUAAAGACUCCGCAGGCCCGGACUCAGCCGGGACAAAGGGCUCACCUCGGAGCCAGCCACUUUUUCAUAUCGGUGUUUGUUUUUUGGAUACCAACCUUUGAAAUAAGGGGCAGUGUUUGGUGUUGCUGUUUCUACAAUGAAAACAUACACUCGCUUCUCAUCGGGACUUUUCGUAGACUGCUCCGUCGCCACUGUUGUGCUGUGGCUCUGGAAAAUGGACGCGCUUUCUGAAGGCUUAUGGAUGACGAAGGCCGGGGGGGGGGGUCUGUUCUUAAUAUGGGCCAAUUCUGAAGGGAGGGGUUGUUUUAGUCUCGCAAAGCUGCUAUAAAACGUGCAAAAUUGUUGUAUUGUUCAUGUCAUGUUUCAAUAAAUGUCCGGUAGCCUUUUGGCGUGGGGCGAAUACG